Messenger RNA from Adineta steineri, 282 nucleotides. The record is from the annotation of a GenBank genome assembly. Lineage: Eukaryota; Metazoa; Rotifera; Eurotatoria; Adinetida; Adinetidae.
AUGGCAUCCUAUAUGUCAAGUCGCAUUUUCUUUUAUCUCAUUGUUUUAUUUACAAUUAUAUAUUCAAUUUAUGGUUACCGUUUAUAUGAUCUUCAAAAUAUUAAUUCUGAACAAUUUGUAAUAGAACAACAAGAUCAACCAAGAUAUAAUCAACUUCGAAGCGUUCUUUUACCAAAAAUUUGUGUUAAAAAAUUAGUAGAUAAUCAAAAUCUUCGUGAUGCAAAUCAUAAUCAUCAUUUGCAACGAACAACACGAAAAUGCUAUCCAUUUGAUAUGCGAUAA